Molecule: messenger RNA, 972 nt
Organism: Colletotrichum truncatum
Lineage: Eukaryota; Fungi; Ascomycota; Sordariomycetes; Glomerellales; Glomerellaceae
Product: RTA1 like protein
Cellular component (GO): plasma membrane; fungal-type vacuole
Source: RefSeq, a predicted model, not a curated record
AUGGCGACAAACGGGACCGCUGGGACUCGCCGUCCCUUUAAGGAAUGCACUGAAGUCUCGGAUUUCUGCCCCGUCGAGAUGACGGUGCUGUCGUACUACCCCAACUUUGGCGCCAACAUCUUCUUCGCCGUCGCCUUCGGCAUCAUCGUGCUGGCGUCGGGCUUCAUCGGCACCAAGAAGCGCACCUGGUCUUUCAUGGGUUUUGUAACUGGUGGUUGCGUCUUGGAGACAGUCGGCUACGUCGGCCGCACCCUUCUCCAUGCGAACCCGUGGAACAAGGACGCCUUCCAGAUGCAAAUCUGCACAAUCAUCCUCGGCCCGACAUUCAUCUGCGCCGGCAUCUACCUCACCCUCAAGCACGUCUCGGCGAACAUCAACCCUGCGCUCUCCCGCAUCCGCCCGCGGUGGUACCCGCUCAUCUUCCUCCCCGCCGACCUGACGUGUCUCAUUAUCCAGGCCAUCGGAGGCGGUCUCGCCGCCGCGGCGGGCCAGACGAACAAGAAGCUCCUCGACGGCGGAAACCAGGCCAUCAUCGCCGGGAUCGUGCUGCAGGUCGUCGUGCUGGUGCUCUUUGGCGUCGCGGGCGCGGAUUACUGGAUUCGUCUGUCCAAGUGGGCAAAGACCCCCGAUGCGGACCCGGAGUCGUUGGCCAUUUGGCACGACAAGAAGUUCAAGACGUUCAUCUACAGCAUGACUGGCGCUUACGCCUGCGUCAUGAUUCGUUGUAUCUACCGUGUUGCUGAGAUGGCUGGCGGAUGGGGCAACCACAUCAUGCAGGACGAGGUCUCGUUCAUGAUUCUCGACGGCGGGCUUGUCCUCAUCUGCGUGUCUCUGCUGACUGUCUUCCACCCCGGGUUUUACCUCCCCCAGAUGGCUAACUCCCGGAAGGCGGAUGCGGGUGAGAAAACCGGAUCGACGACGACAACGACGCCCGAGGGCACAAAGGUCGAGUCUGGUCCCGAGUCAGCAUAG